AUGAAGGAGCGACCAGAAGAACAGAAAGCCAUCCCGCUAGAGGAAAAAUGGCGUCUUGUACCAGCAUUUUUAAAGGUUCGUGGCCUGGUGAAGCAGCAUCUCGUCUCGUUCGACUACUUUGUCAACGAGGACAUCAAAAAUAUCAUCAUGAGCAACCAGAAGAUCACCAGUGAUGCCAACCCAAACUUUUAUUUGAAGUAUCUGGAUAUUCGGGUAGGCCACCCAUCCAGUGAAGAGGGUUUCAACCAGAUCAACGAUAAAAUUACGCCUCAGGAAUGCCGGUUACGUGAUAUGACCUACGCGGCUCCAAUCACCGUCGACGUCGAAUAUACUCGUGGAAACCAGCGAGUUAUCAAACGGGACCUCUGCAUUGGCCGGAUGCCGAUUAUGCUGCGAUCAAGCAAAUGCAUUCUGCGGGACUUGGAAGAAGAGGAAUUGGCGCGCGUCAAGGAAUGUCCCUACGAUCCGGGAGGUUAUUUUGUCGUCAAGGGAUCCGAAAAGGUGGUGCUCAUCCAGGAGCAGCUCAGCAAGAACCGCAUCAUGAUCGGCUACAACUCGAGCAAAGAAUUGCAAUGCGAGGUCCUUUCCUCCACGACCGAGAAAAAGUCGAAGACGUACGUGAUUGCCAAGAAGGGUCGUUAUUUGCUUCGGCACAACCAGCUCAGCGACGAUAUUCCGAUCUCGAUCAUCUACAAGGCUAUGGGCCUGGUCUCGGACUUUGACAUGAUGUCGGCGAUCGGUCGCGAGGAGCGCUUUAUCGACUCGUUUACGCGAACUAUCGAAGACGCUCAUAAUCAUGGAAUCUACACGCAGCAACAAGGGCUCAAUUAUCUAGCUGCCAAGGUGAAAGUGCGCAAGCCGUUCGGCUCUUUCGGCACCUCGCACCAGACGAUGAUCGAAGUCUCGGUGAAAGACCACGAGGCGCUGGAUUUCCUCUCUAGCGGCAUGAUCUGCCAUGUGCCCGUCGAGAAUGGCGACUUCAAGCUGAAGGCCAUAUAUUUGGGGCUAAUGUGUAGACGAUUGAUAAUGGCCGAGCUGGGUGAGAGCGACGUUGACGAUCGAGAUUUUUACGGAAACAAGCGGCUUGAGCUUGCCGGUUCAUUGCUUGCCUUGCUGUUUGAGGACGUUUUCAAGAGAUUCAACAUGGAACUCAAACGGAUAGCAGACAAUUUCCUCAACAAAACAUUAGCCGCCCCGUUGGAUAUUGUCAAGCAUAUGCGACAGGACAUGAUCACCAACACCUUGGUCAAUUCGCUGUCCUCUGGAAACUGGAUUAUCAAGCGGUUCCGGAUGGAGCGACAUGGCGUGACGCAAGUUCUCUCCCGUCUCUCCUACAUCUCUGCACUGGGCAUGAUGACCAGGAUCAAUUCGACUUUCGAGAAGACACGAAAAGUGGCUGGUCCUCGAUCGCUUCAACCCUCGCAAUGGGGCAUGGUCUGCCCCUCAGAUACGCCAGAAGGAGAAGCUUGCGGCUUGGUGAAAAAUUUGGCCUUGAUUUCGCACAUCACCACCGAUUCUUUGUUUCAGCCGGUGCUACGUCUGCUCUACAACAGCGGUGUCGAAGACUUGAAGCGUGCCCAUUUCAGUCACCUCCACGAUCCGCGCUACCACCUUGUUUUCCUCAACGGACAGCUAACGGGCUCCACCGUUGACCCGAAUCGCGUCGUCUCGGCCGUGAGGGCGUUACGAAGAAGCGGAUUUUUCAGUGAAUUUGUCUCCGUUUCGAGGUCUUUCACCCAACGAAGUGUCUUCAUUUCGUCUGAUGGAGGCCGGUUAUGCAGACCCUACAUUAUCGUCGAGAACCAGAAGCCGCUUCUAAAGCAACAACACAUUGAAGACAUAAAGAGCGGCUUGCGCGUUUUCGAGGACUUUGUCGCGGAAGGGUUAAUUGAGUAUCUUGAUGUCAACGAGAUGAACGACGCCAUGAUCGCCAUGUAUGAGAAGGACAUCAACGAGAAAUCGACUCAUUUGGAGAUUGAACCGUUCACAAUUCUUGGUGUAUGCGCCGGCUUGGUGCCGUACCCCCAUCACAACCAGUCGCCUAGGAACACUUACCAGUGCGCUAUGGGUAAACAGGCUAUGGGCACAAUCGCGUACAACCAGCAGCAGCGUAUCGACAGUAUGAUGUAUUUGCUCGUCUACCCGCAAAGGCCGCUCGUGAAGAGCAAGACGAUCGAGCUCACCAACUUUGAAAAGCUGCCCGCCGGCCAGAAUGGGAUCAUCGCCGUCAUGUCGUACUCGGGCUACGAUAUUGAAGACGCCAUCGUGCUCAACAAGGCUUCGCUUGAUCGAGGGUACGGCCGAUGUCUUUUGUACAAGAAUGCAAAGGGCCACGCCCGGAAAUACCCGAAUCAGACGAGCGAUCGCCUAAUGGGCCCAAGUGUUGAUGCGACGACGAGGAAGCCCAUUUACAAGCAUAAGGUCCUCGACCAUGAAGGCAUCGUGUUCGCCGGCGCGCGAGUGGAGAACAAGCAGACGAUGAUCAACAAGCAUAUGCCGAUCGUGAACCAGACCGGCGAUUCGACAAUGACUCCUGGAAUGAGCAGCGUCACACCUGCCGGCCGAGAUGUCGAGUACAAGGAUGUCUCCAUUUCUUACAAGAGCAUCACCCCAGCAUACGCAGAACGAGUCCUACUUACACACAAUGAUGAUGAGGCGCAUUUGAUCAAGGUCCUGCUACGACAGACUCGUCGCCCCGAGCUCGGCGACAAGUUCUCGUCUCGACAUGGGCAAAAGGGUGUCUGCGGGCUGAUCGCGCAACAAGAAGAUAUGCCUUUCAAUGACUUGGGAAUGUGCCCCGACAUGAUCAUGAACCCGCACGGAUACCCGUCUCGGAUGACUGUCGGCAAGCUAAUGGAGCUGCUCUCCGGAAAGAACGCGAUCAUGACCGGCCGCUUCCACUAUGGCACCGCUUUUGGCGGCGAUCAGGUGAAAGACGUCUGCGAAGAGUUGUCGCGCUACGGCUACAACUUUAUGGGAAAGGACAUGCUGACCUCGGGCAUCACCGGGCAGCAACUGUCCGCCUACAUCUAUUUUGGGCCGAUCUACUACCAGAAGUUGAAGCACAUGGUCAUCGACAAGAUUCACGCCAGGGCGCGCGGUCCAAGAGCCGCCUUGACACGUCAGCCAACGGAAGGUCGAUCGCGGGAGGGUGGCCUGCGUCUGGGAGAAAUGGAACGUGAUUGUCUGAUUGCCUACGGCGCGUCGAUGAUGCUGAUGGAACGGUUGCUGUUCUCGUCUGAUGAAUUCCAGAUCGAAGUUUGCGGCAUUUGCGGGUUGAUGGGCUACAAGGGCUGGUGUCAACGGUGCCGCUCCUCCAAAGACUUGGCCAAGAUCAAGAUCCCAUACGCUUGCAAGCUACUCUUCCAGGAGCUCCAAUCGAUGAACAUUGUUCCGAAGAUCCACCUGGGCCCGCUGAUCGAC
Molecule: messenger RNA, 3423 nt
Organism: Mesorhabditis spiculigera
Lineage: Eukaryota; Metazoa; Nematoda; Chromadorea; Rhabditida; Rhabditidae
Source: the annotation of a GenBank genome assembly